CUUCCCUUAGCUUCGCCUGACUAUCGUUUCCUGACUUCAAUCUGACAAGCUGCACUUCCGCGAAGAAACCGCCUUGGGAAUCCUGACAGCUUAAAUAAGUAUCGCUGUGCUAGUUAAAGGUUUUUUUUUCUUUACAAUGACAGAUGACGGGACGGCUGACCGCAAACGCACGUAGCUAAAGCAUCACCAUCAAAUGCAGUCAAAUCUGAAACCUGACUGGCCCUCGACUUGUAACUCGGGAAAUAACCACGGAAACUGGAAUAGCGCUAUGGAUGCUCCCCAGUAUCCAGGUUACCCUUCUCAUUACUGGUAUCCACAGUCUCACUCCACUGGACACUAUGCAAACACUUAUCCCUCGGGAUCAGAUGUUCAGCAACAGUACAAUCCACAGGUAAUGCCAGGAGGCUAUCCAAACGGCCAUGGAGUCUACAACACUGCACAAAACCAGUAUCCAGCGAGUGGUUUUCAUCCAUCCAACCCUUUCUACUGUGCUGACCCCCAGAGAAGUUCCUACCCUAGCCAAGGAUGUCCGGCUGAGCAGAGCGGUGGGCCGUCGGGCCAACCACACACCCAGCACCAGCAUCAUCAUUAUUCUGGUCCGCACUGUCAAGGGGGUCCUGGAUACCCAUCUGGACCAUACUCCCACUACAGCGAAGCUGGACAUGCUGUGCCUCCAAAUCCCCCCUAUCCCACUGGGCAGCCGCUCCAUCCCAGCCCUCAGGGUGAUGCUUGGGGGCACACAGGUCCAUAUGCUCCCUCACAGCAGCAGUGGCACCCAGGGCAGCAGCCUUCACAAAACCACUAUGGAAAUCAUGUCCGUCCAGCACAUCCUCCAGCAUGGCCAGGAACUGGAACUGGUGCUCCACCGCCCUAUCAGCCCAAGGACCAACAGCACCAGCGAACCCCUCAGGUGGGACCUAAACCCAGGACAGCUCCAGCGCCGAAUCCCCCCAACGGAAAGCCCGCUGAAAUAAGCUCACCUCCCCAGAUUUACAGCAAAGCUGGGCGAAGCGAUCCCAGUCCUUCUCAGCCCGAGCCUCAACCAGCAGCCGCUCCGAUCGGACCUCAGCCGCUGAGCGACAACCCCGGGCUCGCCAAGGUCCAGCAGGUCAUGGCCCGGGUUCAGCUGCUUCAGGAAGACGUUGACGAGUUUGUCGGGAGAAAAACAGACAAGAGCUACCGGUGCCUGGAGGAACUGCUGACCAAAGAGCUGCUGGAGCUAGACUCUGUGGAGACUCAAGGACAGGAGACUGUCCGACAAGCCCGCAAAGAGGCUGUACAGAGAAUUCAGGCUAUUCUAGACCGGCUGGAAAAGAAGGCUUUCUGAACGAAACCUUAUUUAUCUGCCUGUUAUUCGCUUAUUAUUAUUAUUAUUUUCUUUGCUCAGAUCUUCCAUGGACAAACGGAGGUGUUUAGUCUCCCUCUGCAGAGCUGUAACAAUAUUUGCUGACAACGUGUCAUUAUCAUUUAGAUGAGUUAACAAACGUAGAUCCCCCCCACAGGAGUAGACACACCUCUGAUUUAAAGUUUUUAAAAAAUCCUUUAAGGAGUGUUUUGUGUGCUGGCAGUAAACAUAAAACUUGUAUAUCAUAAGUGAC
Poecilia reticulata (guppy) is the source of this 1598-nucleotide messenger RNA. RefSeq names its product BCL2 associated athanogene 4 (gene bag4). Lineage: Eukaryota; Metazoa; Chordata; Actinopteri; Cyprinodontiformes; Poeciliidae. Gene Ontology annotation, biological process: protein stabilization. Gene Ontology annotation, molecular function: adenyl-nucleotide exchange factor activity; protein-folding chaperone binding. Gene Ontology annotation, cellular component: nucleus; cytosol; cytoplasm. The record is from RefSeq and is a predicted model, not a curated record.